This is a messenger RNA of Oppia nitens, 999 nucleotides long. Its product is annotated as fringe glycosyltransferase-like. NCBI's taxonomy places the organism in Eukaryota, Metazoa, Arthropoda, Arachnida, Sarcoptiformes, Oppiidae. The record is from RefSeq and is a predicted model, not a curated record. The transcript has 5 exons. Gene Ontology annotation, biological process: regulation of Notch signaling pathway. Gene Ontology annotation, cellular component: membrane. The coding region runs from base 1 to 999 and encodes 332 amino acids. Gene Ontology annotation, molecular function: O-fucosylpeptide 3-beta-N-acetylglucosaminyltransferase activity.
AUGGGAAUCAGGGCCUCAAAGUUGGCCCAAAAAAUAGUUUUGAUGGCAUUUGGCGUAUGCUAUGCAUUCAUACUAUUUAUAUGGCUUUCAUCCAUCAAUACACUAACUUUGACACAAUCCGGUGGCCAGUGGUCAUCGGAUCAGCUAAAUACUGGUCAUCAACGGCGCAAUAGUUUCAGUGGCUAUCAGGAGAGAGCCGCCCGAUCUAUAUUUGAGGCCAGAGAUAGCAGUGUCCAAAAAGCAUCCAAUAAUAAUAAUAAUGUAAAUAAUAAUAAAAAUUUGUCGCCGAAGACAACACUCAAUGAUAUAUUCAUAAGCGUUAAGACAACUAAAAAAUUUCACACAACAAGACUGGAAAGUAUACUCAAGACAUGGUUCAAGUUGGCUAACAAUCAGACCUAUUUCUUUACUGAUGCCGAAGAUAUCAAAUAUAACAACAAAACAGGCGGACAUCUGAUUAAUACCAACUGUUCGUCAUCUCAUAACAGGAGAGCGUUGUGUUGCAAAAUGAGUGUAGAGUUCGACACAUUCAUCGAUAGCAAUAAGCGAUGGUUUUGUCACUUGGAUGACGACAACUAUCUAAAUGUUCCUCAAUUGGUACGACUGUUGGAAAACUAUAGUCCACUACAGGACUGGUAUUUGGGUAAACCAAGUAUACGACAGCCGCUUCAGAUUGUCAGUCGCGAUGGCAAACAAGAUAACAUAUCCUUCUGGUUUGCCACCGGCGGUGCGGGUUUUUGUAUCAGCCGAUCGUUGGCUCUAAAAAUGGUUCCGUUGGCCAGCGGCGGCAAAUUCAUCAGCAUUGGUGAYCAAAUACGAUUGCCCGAUGACGUGACCAUCGGCUAUAUAGUCGAACGAUUGCUCAACAAAAAGCUUACUGUUGUCGAUGGUCUGCAUUCACACUUGGAGGCCAUCAAAGUGGUCAAUCGGGACCAACUGCGGCGAGUCAUUACUUUGAGUUAUUCUCAAAUGUCUAACAUUGAUAUCAAUACUCUUUAA